Plectropomus leopardus (leopard coralgrouper) is the source of this 5865-nucleotide messenger RNA. RefSeq names its product SH3 domain-binding protein 4. Gene Ontology annotation, molecular function: protein binding. The record is from RefSeq and is a predicted model, not a curated record. Gene Ontology annotation, cellular component: cytoplasm. NCBI's taxonomy places the organism in Eukaryota, Metazoa, Chordata, Actinopteri, Perciformes, Serranidae.
CACAUCCAGCGGCUGCACCGGAGAGCUCGACGGAAACUGCGCCUGCUCGGCUCUUAUCUCCCUCUCCAUGGGAAAAAACAGGACUCCCUCUCUGCCAGAGAUCAUGGGAGGCUGUUGACUUGGCCGCCAGCAGGAGGAAACUCAUCCGAGGAGCCUGAACACGCAGGUCGACGGGUCCGAACAUGGCCGCCCAUCGAAUCAGAGCCGCCACCACCAACAACACGUCUCUGCCGCGCUGCAAGUCCGAGGGGACGCUCAUCGAUCUCAGCGAAGGCGUGUCAGAAGCCAGUCUGAAUGACGUCAAAGUGCCUUCUCCCAGUGCCUUACGACUGGACGCGACUGCCUCCUUUGGCGCUGCCAGGGAAGUCGUCGCCAUCAAGGACUACUGCCCGUCCAGCUUCACCACCCUGAAGUUCUCUAAAGGGGACCGCCUCUAUGUUCUGGACUCGUCGGGAGGAGAGUGGUGGUACGCCCACAACAACACGGAGAUGGGUUACAUCCCCGCAGCCUACGUGGAGCCCAUCAAUUUCAGAGACUCGUCGUUCAGCGACAGCGGGAUGAUCGACACUGUGGGAGACGGCAACGAGGAGGCAGCCAAAGAAAUGGACCUUCUAGGAGAGUGGGCCGGCGUGAUCCUGAAACCAACCACCUUCCAAAACGGAAAUCCUUUCGCAACAACCCAUACCUCGACAAACCCUUUCCUAAACGGGGGUCCUCAGAGCUCGCUUGAUCAGAACAGUAAUGAGAAAUCAGUUGACCUCCUUCUGUUUGAUACGCUCACUCCGUCAGUGCCCAACUCCACCAGCAGCACCGCCAUCAAUGGUUUUGGCAGCGGGGUUUUUAACCCGCUUAGUCCCACUGCAGGGGUGGGGCAGACGUUGCGCAGGGACAACCCGUUUUUUAGAAGCAAACGGUCCUACAGUCUGUCUGAGCUGUCCAUCCUGCAGGCUCAGUCCGACGCCCCUCAGGCCUCCUCGGGUUUCUUCGGGGGCCUGAAAGCACCGGCGCCAGAGCAGUUCAAGAGCAGGGAGGACUUUCGGACAGCGUGGCUCACCCACCGCAAGUUGGCCAGGUCCUGCCACGACUUGGACUCGCUGGGUCAGAAUCCAGGAUGGGGCCAAACGCAGCCGGUGGAGACCAACAUCGUCUGUCGUCUGGACAGCUCCGGAGGGGCCGUCCAGCUUCCGGACACAAACAUCAGCAUCCACAUACCAGAGGGGCACGUGGCCGCGGGGGACACCCAGCAGAUUUCGAUCAAAGCUCUGCUUGACCCCCCGCUGGAGCUCAACAACGACCGCUGCACCACCGUCAGCCCCGUGGUGGAGAUCAAACUCAGCAACAUGGAGACCAAAACCACCAUCACCCUGGAGAUGAAAGUGUCCGUGGUGGUGAAAAUGGAGAGCAGGGAGACGACAGAAGUGCUGUGUGUCAGGAGUGACUGUAAAGAGGGGCCGUACACUCCCAUUCCUCAGGCGUACAUGUAUGGGGACACAGUCCAGGUGUGCCUGGAUAACCUGGAACCCUGCAUGUAUGUGUGUGUUGUGGCUCAGUCCCAGUCGUUGUCUCCAGACUCCACAGUUUGGGAGCAUGUGGUAAAAAAGAUCACAUUAGGCGUGUAUGGUCCCAAACACAUUCACCCGUCCUUCAAGACAGUCGUGGCAAUGUUCGGACACGACUGCGCGCCAAAGACGUUACUGGUGAACGAGGUGGGCAAACAGGCGCAGACCGCUCCAUCAGUGGUGCUGCAGCUUUGGGGGAAGCACCAGUUUGUCUUGUCCAAACCGCAGGACCUCCGCGUGGGAGUUUACUCCAACAUGGCCAACUACGAGGUAAAGGCCAGCGAGCAGGCCAGAGUGGUGCGGGGAUUCCAGGUCAAACUGGGCAAAGUCAGCCGGCUCGUCUACAUCAUCGCCUCACGCAACACUGAAGAUGUUUCGGAUUUCACCUUAAGGAUUCAAGUCAAAGACGACCAAGAUUGUAUACUGGCACAGUUUUGUGUCCAGACACCAACACCGCCGCCCAAAGCAGGCCCAAAGACAUCAGGGCAGCGGCGCUUCCUCAAGAAGAAGGAAGUGGGCAAGAUCGUCUUGUCUCCUCUCGCCAUCGCCACCAAGUACCCUGUGUUCCAGGACAGGAGAAUAAAUAACCUGAAGUUUGGAAAAUUAAUCAAAACCGUCAUCCGACAAACAAAAAAUCAGUACUUGCUGGAGUACAAAAAAGGAGACUUUGUGGCUCUGUUGAGCGAAGAGAAGAUCAAGCUGAAGGGCCAGCUGUGGACGAAGGAAUGGUACAUCGGGUAUUAUCAGGGCAAAAUGGGAUUUGUUCAUGCGAAGAACGUGCUGGUGGUCGGCAAAGUGAAGCCCAUUUACUUCAGCGGGCCUGACCUCACGACCUCUUUGUUGCUGGAGCAGAUAUUAAAGCCCUGCAAGUUCCUCACGUACAUCUACGCCUCCGUAAGAACUAUACUGAUGGAGAACAUUGGCAACUGGCGAGCUUUCGCGGACGCCCUCGGAUACGUCAACCUGCCCUUGACCCAUUUCUGCCGGGCGGAGCUGGACAGCGAGCCGGAGCGGGUCGCAUCGGUGCUGGAGAAGCUGAAGGAGGACUGCAACAAUGCAGAGAGCAAAGAGCGAAAGUCCUUCCAGAAAGAACUCCUGACGGCUCUGUUGAAGAUGGACUGUCAGGGUCUCGUGGCUCGGCUGGUCAUGGACUUUGUGCUCCUGACGACCGCCGUGGAGGUGGCCGGACGCUGGAGGGAGCUCGCUGAGAGGCUCGUCAAGGUUUCGCGGCAGCAGAUGGACGCGUAUGAAGCGCCGCACCGCGACAAGAACGGGGUGGUGGACAGUGAGGCCAUGUGGAAGCCGGCGUACGACUUCCUGGUCACGUGGGCGGCUCAGAUCGGCGACAGCUACCGAGACGUGAUCCAGGAGCUGCACAUGGGCUUAGACAAGAUGAAGAACCCCAUCACCAAACGCUGGAAGCACCUGACCGGCACGCUCAUCCUCGUCAACUGCCUGGACGCCCUGCGGAGCUCCGCCUUCAGCCCCGCGGCUCAGGACGACUACGCCAUCUGAAGCCCCUCCCUCGCCGCUCCGUGUUAAUCCUGGCGGUGCCCCCCCGCCCGCACCGGCUCACCUCGCUCUCCUGGAGCUUCUGAACACCGUUUGAAAUGCUGCAUAUCAGCCGUCUGCUCACUCUGAACGCCACUACUGCUGUCGCGUGUUGUUUUGUUCCCGCGGUGCCGCCUUCAGCUCCUCGUGCCCGGGGGAGCGUCGCCAGACCGCCCCUGCGUCUCCGCGGCCGCCGGCCAAACAACACAGCGCUGUCCGGAGCUCGCAGUGUUCACAGAGACUCUUUUAAUAGUUCCUGUCUGGCAUAGUUCUGUAUUUUUGUACUCUUGUUACGGCACAGCGUUUUUUAAAGCAACACUUUGAACUUUUUGGUUAAGAACUCUGGAUCGAACGCCAAGAAAGACACUUUUUCAAGAAAAGACACUUUUAGAUAUCGUAUCCUUGUUACCGUAGCCUUGUCACGUGUCACAUCUCUUCUAUUUAUUUGUACAUCAAAGAGAAAAGUCACUUUUGCUUCUCUCUUCAGGUUCUCUCUCACUGUGGUCCCGCUCAUUUCACACCUCCAAACAUUCGGCUGUCCGUCUGCGUUUUUUUAAACACCUGGCACCGAAAAAAAACGAAAUAAUUAAUUAAUCCUGUUUGAGCCAAACUCUCCACCAGUGCCAAAAGAUUUAGUCAAAUUACUGAAUAGUCAUUUUACAGAAAUGAAUCAGCGGCAGAUGAAUCGGAUCUAAAUCGACUGGAUUGAAAAGAUUCUGGAUUCUGCUUCUCAGAGAAUUCGCUGUUUGUUUCUCUUUUAUUCUCUUUAGUUGAAUGUUUGGAUGUGGACAAAAAGAGUCAUUUUAAAAUUACAUUUGACAUUUUUUAAAUUGAAAUAUUCUUUAUGGAGCGCAACAGUUUGUCCUCGACCUGAACGGCCUCAACUCAAAGUACGCCCACUCACUUCUUCUGGAGCUUUUGGCCAAAUCUCACCGUCUUCAUCGGCAGAUUCUGUCGGUUCUCUCCGUACCUGUGAGUUUAAGGCUCAGUGUGUCCUAAUUCUUUGCUCCUAACAGAUCGGGACUGAACUCUUUUAAGAGCAGCGAGUGAAUUACGAUGAGACUACCCGGCACCAGUUCCUGUCAAAUCAACCGAUGCCAAAUUAAGAGCGCAUCUGGUUGAGCGUGCCGAGUUCAGAAAGAAGGCGGGUGCUCGAAAUCGCCCACAGAACUUCUCAGCAAAGACAACAAAGUGCCGCAGGGUUCAGAAAAGAGGCGAAAUCGCCAAGAAAUGCCUCGAAGCCGGGAAGCUUCCCAGCGAGCCGAAACUGUUACUGCAGUGCCAAUAGUUCCUCUUUUCGCUCCCUUUUUUAUUUUAGGAAUAGCCUCGCAUCGAUGCUGGUUGUGGUUAUGUUUUUAAAAACAUAUUCCACAUAUUUGUCAGCUAUGUCUAAACACAGAGCGAGAUAGACGAGCAGACACGAGCAGACAGACAGACGCGUUAUUUGCUUGACAUUUUCAUAUAUGGACAUAACAAAAAUGAACACAUCAGUAAAUGCAACCUUAUAUAUUAUAUUGCACCUUGAUGAGACAGGACAGAGGGAGACACACUGCUUACUGUUUGUGUGUUAAAAAACGUAAUCAUUUGUGGGAUAAAGGACGGUUUAGAUCUGUUUUAAGAUCCAAAAGAGACACAUUUCUUCAUGUAGCAGAAAAGAGCAGAGGAGCAGAGCAGCACGGUGACUGCAGCAUGUCAAAAAAAUAAAAACAAUUUUUGUUAUAACAGAAAGAGUAAAAUACCAAAAACAAGUACCAUACCCAAACCUGGCUCCUCCCCUCCGUUUUCCAGGGUAGGGUGUAGAGUUAGGAGGAGUUUGUGGGAAAUCUUUGGUAAGACGGCUGCACGAGCUACAAAAGAAACUCCCAAACAUGUUUUCUUUGUUAAUAAAGAUUUAAAAUAACAGUAACCAUUGUAAAAUCUUAGUUUAAUGUUGUUUUAGUGCAUCACUAGUAUUACACUUACAUCUCUAACAUUACUCUGUUAUUGCUGAUUUGAUGACAGUCCCACAUUUUGACACGUCCAUGUCCUUUAAUGAAAUAUGAUGCCUGAAAUCUUGUGUCCAGCAGUGAAGGUGCUGCACUUGUUGCCUCCUUAAAUGUCGGUGCGGACCGGCGGGGCAGAAGCACACGCUCGAAACAGCAGCCUGAUAACCAAGCAGUGUUUUUUUUUAUGGCUUGAAACUAAAGUCGUGAACUAAUUCUUUUCGAUCUCCGUCAGAUAAAUGGCACAUGACGAGUUCAUACCACGACUGUCGUAGUCGCAUCCGUUUAUGUAAACGGCCAUCGUCAACUAGCGAUGACGUAUCCGAGUCUCUGUUUAAACCACUAACUAUUGCAAAUCUGUUCCGAGGGGCAAAGAGGCGCUCGAAAACGAGAAAUCUGUGAUGAGACUGAAAAGCUCCAGAAUCAGUGAGAAAAUAUUCGAGAUUUUUUUUUGUCAACAAUGAAUCUAAUCAACAAAUUUUGAGCCUUACCCCCCAGAUAACAAACUGCAGCCACUCGUGUCUCGACUUUUUGUCUCUUGCCUUCAAUUCUUUUAAGUACUUUUUACCAAAGUUUGCCAAAAAAGACUCUCGGCCUCUUCACGCACGACUUCGUACAAUGUUGAGACCACUGUUGUGAUGACACUGUCAAAGCUUCUGGUUCGGUUUUCGUCUGUGCUGCAUACUGUAUAAUGUGGUGAGUUUGAAAACCUUUUUGUGACUGCAUACUUUUGUGGAAAAGACUAAAUAAAAUGUAAAUAUUUGUACACACCA